This is a messenger RNA of Saimiri boliviensis boliviensis (Bolivian squirrel monkey), 5566 nucleotides long. It is a transcript of the gene MYT1, whose product is annotated as myelin transcription factor 1. Gene Ontology annotation, biological process: regulation of transcription by RNA polymerase II. Gene Ontology annotation, cellular component: nucleus. Gene Ontology annotation, molecular function: RNA polymerase II cis-regulatory region sequence-specific DNA binding; DNA-binding transcription factor activity, RNA polymerase II-specific; zinc ion binding. The record is from RefSeq and is a predicted model, not a curated record. Lineage: Eukaryota; Metazoa; Chordata; Mammalia; Primates; Cebidae.
AGCGUAUUUACAAAGGAGCCUCCUCCGCCAGCCCGUGCCACCGCUGCUAAUGAGAGCAGUCAUUAAGUAAAUGAGACGUCGCCUUUAGCUGGCUUAGGAGUUCGCACACUAAGGGGAGAAGAUAUUUAAUUGAAACCCGCACGCAGGCUUCCCCACAUGUGACCGUGUAAGGGAGGCAGCUGCCUUCCCUCUCCUCCCCCAGUCCCCCCUGCACCCCCCAUGUAAAUUUCAUGAUUGCUUUCCGUGAUGUCAUUUUGAAAGAGGACAGACAAUAGCUGUGGGGAAAGAAAAUGAGUUCCGGGGUGAGCUGCUAAAUCAGAGGUGGACACACGGAGGCCAGGCCAGCAGCUGCCAAACCUCAAGACCCCUCCUGGGCAGACCCUGCAAGAUGAGCUUAGAAAAUGAAGAUAAGCGAGCUCGCACCCGAUCCAAGGCCCUGCGAGGAGCCCCAGAGACCACAGCUGCAGACCUCAGCUGCCCCACCCCAGGAUGCACUGGCUCAGGACACGUCCGGGGCAAGUACUCCAGGCACCGAAGUUUACAGAGCUGCCCCCUGGCCAAGAAGAGGAAGCUGGAGGGCGCUGAGGCUGAGCACCUGGUGUCCAAGAGGAAGUCGCACCCCCUGAAGCUGGCUCUGGACGAGGGCUAUGGUGUGGACAGCGACGGCAGUGAGGACGCUGAGGUGAAGGACGCCUCUGUUUCAGAUGAAUCGGAAGGAACUCUGGAGGGGGCCGAGGCUGAGGCGUCAGGACAGGAGGAGAUUCAUCGCCCCGAGCCAGCUGAAGGAAGGAGCCCCGUCAAGUCCCAUUUUGGAUCCAACCCCAUCAGCAGCCCCACUGGCUCCUCCAAGGGCAGCUAUAGCAGCUACCAGGGAAUCAUCGCAACUUCUCUCCUGAACUUGGGCCAAGUUGCUCAAGAGACCCUGGUGGAAGAAGACUUGGGCCAGGCGGCGAAGCCAGGUCCUGGCAUUGCGCACCUGCUUCAGGAGGCCACAGAGGGAGCUGCCAGCAUGGAGGGUGAAAAGGGCCUCUUCAUCCAGCCAGAGGAUGCCGAGGAGGUUGUGGAAGUCACCAGUGAGCGUUCCCAGGACCUGUGUCCCCAGUCCCUGGAGGGUGUAGCCAGUGCGGAGUCCAGCAAGCAGAAAGGCAUCCUGAGUCAUGAGGAGGAGGAGGAGGAGGAGGAGGAGGAUGAGGAGGAGGAGGAGGAGGAUGAAGAGGAGGAGGAGGAAGAUGAGGAGGAGGAGGAGGAAGAGGAGGAGGAGGAAGAAGAAGAGGAGGAGGAAGAGGAGGAGGAGGAGGAGGAGGCAGCCCCUGAUGUGAUCUUUCAGGAGGACGCCUCCCGCGUCUCUGCUCAGAAGGCCCCCGAGCUCCGGGGCUCAGAAUCACCCAGCCCCAAGCCUGAGUACUCCGUUAUUGUGGAGGUCCGCUCGGAUGAUGACAAGGACGAGGACACCCGCUCCCAGAAGUCAGCAGUCACUGACGAGUCGGAAAUGCACGACAUGAUGACCCGGGGAAACCUGGGCCUCCUGGAGCAGGCUAUUGCUCUGAAGGCUGAGCAGGUGCUCACAGUCUGUGAGCCGGGCUGCCCACCUGCCGAGCAGAGCCAGCUGGGCUUGGGAGAGCCAGGGAAAGCAGCAAAGCCCCUGGACACUGUGCGGAAGAGCUACUACAGUAAAGAUCCAUCGAGAGCUGAGAAGCGUGAGAUCAAGUGCCCAACGCCAGGCUGUGAUGGCACUGGCCAUGUUACUGGCCUGUACCCUCACCACCGCAGCCUUUCCGGCUGUCCCCACAAGGACAGGAUCCCCCCAGAGAUCCUAGCCAUGCAUGAGAACGUGCUGAAGUGCCCCACUCCCGGCUGCACGGGCCAGGGUCACGUGAACAGCAACCGCAACACGCACAGAAGUUUGUCUGGGUGUCCCAUUGCUGCCGCUGAAAAAUUAGCCAAAUCCCAUGAGAAGCAGCAGCCGCAGACAGGAGAUCCUUCCAAGAAUAGCUCCAAUUCUGAUCGGAUCCUCAGGCCCAUGUGCUUCGUGAAACAGCUCGAGGUCCCUCCAUAUGGGAGCUACCGGCCCAAUGUGGCCCCCGCCACGCCCAGGGCCAACUUGGCCAAGGAGCUGGAGAAGUUCUCCAAGGUCACCUUUGACUACGCAAGUUUCGAUGCUCAGGUUUUUGGCAAACGCAUGCUUGCCCCAAAGAUUCAGACCAGCGAAACCUCACCUAAAGCCUUCCAAUGCUUUGACUAUUCGCACGACGCCGAAGCUGCACACAUGGCCGCCACCGCCAUCCUGAACCUCUCCACACGCUGCUGGGAGAUGCCCGAGAACCUCAGCACGAAGCCACAGGAUCUGCCCAGCAAGUCUGUGGAUAUUGAGGUGGAUGAAAACGGAACCCUGGACUUAAGCAUGCACAAACACCGCAAGCGAGAAAACACUUUCCCCAGCAGCAGCAGCUGCAGCAGCAGCCCUGGUGUGAAGUCUCCCGACGCCUCUCAGCGCCAGAGCAGCUCCAGCGCCCCCAGCAGCUCCAUGACCUCUCCCCAGUCCAGCCAGGCCUCCCGCCAGGACGAGUGGGACCGGCCCCUGGACUACACCAAGCCUAGCCGCCUGAGAGAGGAGGAGCCUGAGGAGUCAGAGCCAGCAGCCCAUUCUUUUGCUUCUUCUGAAGCAGAUGACCAGGAAGUGCCGGAAGAGAAUUUUGAGGAGCGGAAGUAUCCGGGGGAAGUCACCCUGACCAACUUUAAGCUGAAGUUUCUCUCCAAGGACAUAAAGAAGGAGCUGCUCACCUGUCCCACCCCUGGCUGUGACGGCACUGGCCACAUCACGGGGAACUAUGCCUCCCACCGCAGCCUCUCUGGUUGCCCUCUUGCUGACAAGAGCCUCAGAAACCUCAUGGCUGCCCACUCUGCUGACCUCAAGUGCCCCACGCCUGGCUGUGACGGCUCUGGCCAUAUCACAGGGAACUACGCUUCACACCGGAGCUUGUCUGGCUGUCCUCGUGCAAAGAAAAGUGGAGUCAAGGUGGCGCCCACCAAGGACGACAAGGAGGACCCCGAGCUGAUGAAGUGCCCAGUUCCAGGCUGUGUGGGGCUUGGUCACAUCAGCGGAAAAUACGCCUCUCACAGGAGUGCGUCCGGCUGCCCACUGGCCGCCCGGAGGCAGAAGGAAGGUUCCCUCAAUGGCUCAUCAUUCUCCUGGAAGUCCCUGAAGAACGAAGGCCCAACCUGCCCCACCCCGGGCUGUGAUGGCUCUGGCCACGCCAAUGGGAGUUUCCUCACCCACCGGAGUUUGUCAGGCUGUCCCAGAGCAACAUUUGCUGGAAAGAAGGGAAAACUGUCAGGGGAUGAGGUCCUCACCCCAAAGUUCAAGACUAGCGAUGUGUUGGAGAACGAUGAGGAGAUCAAGCAGCUGAACCAGGAGAUCCGAGACCUGAACGAGUCCAACUCGGAGAUGGAGGCCGCCAUGGUGCAGCUGCAGUCCCAGAUCUCCUCCAUGGAGAAGAACCUGAAGAACAUCGAGGAGGAGAACAAGCUCAUCGAGGAGCAGAAUGAAGCCCUGUUUCUGGAGCUGUCCGGCCUGAGCCAGGCCCUCAUCCAAAGUCUCGCCAAUAUCCGCCUUCCGCAUAUGGAGCCAAUCUGUGAACAGAAUUUCGAUGCCUACGUGAGCACCCUCACCGACAUGUACUCCAACCAGGAGUGCUACCAGAACCCGGAGAACAAGGACCUCCUGGAGAGCAUCAGGCAGGCUGUGAGGGGCAUCCAGGUCUAGGCCAAGUGGUACCCAGGAGUUUCCCAGCCCUCCACACCGUUUACCUCCCCCGCCCCACCCCGUACCGUGGGGAUCCCCAACUCACAGUGACUUCCCAUUCGUGGCCUGGUGUGGCCUCGGGCGGGUUUAUCCAAAGGGAUGCCUGGAAAUUGGCUUCUCCCACGAUGCUCCCUCCAGGCUUGGGGCCACGGCAGCCCCAUCCAUGUGCAUAGGGGCACUGAAGAAUUACAAAGUGAUUUAUUUUUGUUUUCUGAACACAAUCUGAAGAGCAGCUCAAAGUCUCCAGUGGAAGCUCAUGGACAAGGUUCUCAGGGAAGUUUUGGAGUUUGCAACCACAGUAUUCCUUUGUCUGUCGAGGCUGGGAGGGUAGCCGUGAGCGUGGUGGGCGGGUGGUUCGAGUGGCAUCUUGGCCUGGAGGAUGUGCCCGGGGCAGCGUGUCUGUGCUCAGUGAGGCCCCUGAAGCAAGUGUGUUUUCUGUUUUCGUUUAAUUCGGUUUUGUGUUAAGGGUGGAAUAAAGCUCUGUCCCUGAGGGAAAGUUAGGAAUAGGCCUCCCAGAGGACACUCCAGACAGCUGGCAAGCAUCGUAGCCACUGUCAAGUCAAGGAAUUUUAGCCUGGGAGACUCCUGAAAAUCAGCCUGAUGCCUGGGGGCAGCCGGCACACUGAGGCUGUGCAGAUGUGUGUGGCCUUGGGUCACAGCUCCCUCUUGGGGCUGCAGCCUUUAGACCCUGGGUCUGGGCUCCCAAGUCCAGGGACCACUCUGGCUUCUGUGCGUCCACCCAGGCCCCUGACCUAUCUCUGCCAUGUUAUCCGGGCCGUGGCCAAGCUUGACCUCUGCAUCCAUGGUGACGGAGGCGGGGAGAUGACAUCACCAGGGUCAGAGGGUAAAUUGCUAACAGGAGACCACCAAGGUUUCACUUCUUUUAGAUCCAUUCAAUAUGUGGAAAAAGGGUAAAUUUUAAUUUAAUGUGUUAAAAACACAAUGUUCUUACUGUGUAAAUAGAAUCCAAGUCCAUUGUGACUGCAAUUCCAAGUUAGUAUUUAAAAGUAGAGAGAUUGCACUUCCUGGAAAAAAUUAAAAAGUAGUUAGUUUAAUUAUUCUGUAAAUUAUUUAAUUUUGUCAAGAUGUAAGUAUUUAUAUUCACAACCUCUUAUGUUAACGUUUGCUAUUUAUUUAACAUUUUUAUUUAUUAAUUUUAUACUAUUUCUGCUAGACCCCACACCAGGACACCAUCAGAGGGGAAAAAGUGAAUUCAAAGCAAAAAUAACUAUUCGACUGUAAUAUAGGCCACAAAAAAAUCUUGGUAUAACUCCUAGUUAUAAUUUUGAUGCAACCAAGUUAUUUUUUAUAUAUUUUGUUAUUUAUUCUUUUAAUAAGGGAAUUUUUUAAAAAAGUAUUUUGUAACUGAGUAAUUUUGAUAAUUUGGGGGUUUUUUUCCCUCGGUCCAAUGGAGAGAAAGACAUUUCUGUUUUCUUUUUCCCUUUUGGGUUCCUUUUGUUUCAGGCACAGAUAACAGCAAGUGGAAUUCUGUAUUUAUGAUUAUUCAGUGUAGCGCAGAUGUGUGUGCUCGGGCGUGUUUCGUGUUGCGUUUGUGUGUCGGCUCUUGCGAUGGAGUCCUGUGCUGAGGGAGUGCUGGCCGCAGGCAGCCUUGAGCGGCCGUCAGGCUCACAGGCUGCGCUACCAUCCCUCCCUCGGACAGCUCCAAUACUGUGACCCUCCGUCCUCAGGAAACGCGUUGAACCCACAGCACUCCGUGGUGUGUUUGCAGGGUGAUUUCCUAAUAAAAGUCCACUCUGACUGUGA